AUGUCUGUUCAGCCGCACCUGCGCAAGCUGCGCAAGCUCAAGCGCGCGAACCCUUCGGCCGAUGAGGACAGCGUUGCCAAGACGCUGUUCGAGCUGGAGGCGACGCACAAGACGCUGCGCACGCAGCUGCCGCGCUUCCACAUCAACACCGUCCGCACGCUGACGAGCCCGCGCUUCAAGAAGACGGCGAUGGUCAUCUUCUACCCCCUUCGGUUCCUGAUGCUGGUGCGCAAGGUCCAGCGCACGCUGACCGCGGAGCUCGAGAAGCGCUUCCCUGGCAGCGUCGUGGUGCUCGUCGCGCAGCGCAAGAUCACGAAGCGCCCCAACAACGUGUACAAGCUGCAGAAGGUGCAGCGCUCCCGCACGAGCGUGGCGGUGUUCGAGAACAUCCUCAACGACCUCAUCUACCCGUGCGACGUGGUGGGCCGCCGCUGGCGUUGCCGCACGGACGGCAGCAAGGUGAUGAAGGUGUUCCUUGACUCGCGUGACCGCAAGCGUGUGGAGUCUCGCCUCCCCAUCAUCGCCCACGUCUACAAGCUGCUGACGCACCGCGCCGUCAACUUCGGCUUCAUGUGGAACCCGAAGCUCCAGCAGGUGUCCUCCCGGUAG
This is a messenger RNA of Trypanosoma grayi, 609 nucleotides long. Its product is annotated as putative ribosomal protein S7. Gene Ontology annotation, molecular function: structural constituent of ribosome. Lineage: Eukaryota; Euglenozoa; Kinetoplastea; Trypanosomatida; Trypanosomatidae. Gene Ontology annotation, cellular component: small-subunit processome; ribosome; cytosolic small ribosomal subunit. The transcript has a single exon. Bases 1 to 609 code for a protein of 202 amino acids. The record is from RefSeq and is a predicted model, not a curated record. Gene Ontology annotation, biological process: ribosomal small subunit biogenesis; rRNA processing; translation.